AUGACCUUUGGCCUUUUCUUACUAAAAAAAAGAUACACCCCUAUCGUCAGAUAUGCAUCCACCGAGCUUCUCGCCUUGAAUGUAUACCGCGUUGAUGUGCUCGGCACCUUCUUCGCUCUUAUCCGUAACAUCUAUUCAUCUCAUCGUAACUUGGCUACCGCACAUUUAAUUCUCGGAAAGCAAAUUGAAAAGUUUGGAAGUCCUCAAGAGCCGGUUCUCUACUUGGACGACCUAUCCCCCAUCGAAAGGAUUAAGACUCUAGUUCAUUGUGAGGAUGGUCGCGCAAAAGCCAUGAGCGUCGCCGAGAAAGCUAUUAUCAACCUGAAGGGACGUGUUGAGGGAAACCAACGGGUGCGUAAACAGCACUUCAUGACCAUCGACAAGGAUUUAAGGAAGUCCUUUUACUGGGGUUUGGAGGAGCGAAAGGACUGUAUCAAUUCGAUCUUGCGGUGGUAUCUGUCCGAUGACAAAGUCCAGCUCAGAAAUGUCCAUGAAGCAGACUUUCAACUUCCACUGACCGUAUUUGUUGAUCAUAAACAGACACCUAUGCCUUUAAACAGCGCCUUGAAGGAUAUUGAGAAGGGUUUUGAUAAUGGAUCUGCUUCAUCUGUAUCGCCGGCCCAUCUUCUGAGGGAUCUGCCCCGCCUCCCAUUCCCCAUGAAAGCUUUCAGCGUGAAUACGCCUCCAUUCCUGACAGAUAUACUACCAAGAAGGAUGGGAGCAAAGGCGUAGGAGACACCAAAAGAG
Lobosporangium transversale is the source of this 747-nucleotide messenger RNA. RefSeq lists its product as hypothetical. The transcript has 2 exons. The record is from RefSeq and is a predicted model, not a curated record. Bases 1 to 732 code for a protein of 243 amino acids. NCBI's taxonomy places the organism in Eukaryota, Fungi, Mortierellomycota, Mortierellomycetes, Mortierellales, Mortierellaceae.